AUGAGUAGCGUGCACCGGGGUGGAGAGGAGAGGGGAGGUGUGGUGGAGGUUCACUGGGGGUGCGUGUACCCGCAGAGCCCCGGGUACCGCUCCAACUGGGAGCUGCCCACCUGGAUCCGGGCAAUUCCCAUCCCGGGGAAUUCUCUCCCAAAGGAGAGCGGUGUGGGGGGUCUGUGCGUGGAGCCGCCUGGCGCUGCCGCUGGCUGGCGGGCUCCGGACAGCUGUUCCUGCACGCCCUGCCCCGGUUUAACGCCGCCGGGACCCCCUUCCCCUCGCAAUGCCCCGCUCCCCCCAUCCCGGGCCCGCUCUCCCCCCUGUCGGUUCCUCCCUCCCGGCUGUUCCUCGCCGCCGCCAGAGGGGGCGCUGCCGCCCCGGCGCUCGCCGGCUGAUGCAAUCCCCACGCGGAGGGAGGGGCGGAGCCUCCCCCCGGCGGCCUCCCCUGGUGCCCAAUGGGCGGCGGCGGCGCCGGGUGACGUCGAGGGGGCGGGCGGGCGCCUGCGCCGUCGGGGAGGUCCCCGCCCCUCGGGGCUCGCGCCGGCGGCGGGCGGGUCAAGGCGCCGCGCUCGCCCCCGCGCCGCCAUUUUGUGCCGCAGCCCGCAACAGGAUGGAGCCGAUCACCCGAGGGAAGCCGCCCGCCCGACCCCGCCGACAACGACCCGCAGCCCCUCGACGGAGCGUCGCUCCGCAGACCCCGCCGCACCGCUGGGAACGCUGAAGAGUCUCCCUCAGCCCCACCGCCGCUCCCCCCUCAUGGAGUCAAGCGGCCGGGAACACGGCCUGGGGCGGGCCCGGCUGGGCUUCGCCGCGGCCUGGCCUAAAUUGGCCGGGUCCAGCGCGGCCCCCGCCGGCGCCUCGCCCCAGGCGAGCCCGCCCUUCUCCUGGCUGCGGCUGAUGUCGCAGCUCCUUUCCCCGCUGCCCGCUUUGCUGCAGCGGCUGCUGCCCGGCCCCGCGCUGAGCAGUGCCCUCUGCCCCGCCGCCGGGCAGCCGCCCGCUAAGGGACCCCAGGCCUCGCCGCUGCCGCUGCUGCUGUCGGAGCCGGCCGCCUCGCUGGACUGGGCCGAGGAGACGCUUCCGUGGCCGGAGGAGCCCCUGGAGAAAGGGGGAGAGGUCGGCACGGAGCCACCGGCGGGGGGCUGGGCAUCCGGAGCGGUGCGGAGCCUGGUGUCCUUCCCCUUACGGCGUGUGGACUGGUACGUGCUGGGCUCGGAGCAGGGCCGGGCGGGCUCCUCCGGCAAGAACCAUCUGCCCCAACCCCUACGAGCCGAGGUCCCCGCCGAGGCCUGGCGAGGCUGCCCUGCCCGCGGCCGUUUGCCGGAGGUUGAGUUCCUCCGCAAUAAGCGCUUGGCUUUCCUCCAGCGCUGGCAUUUGGCGAGUGGUGGCCUGGCCGUGCCAGAGCCGGACCACGGCUAUCACAGCCUGGAGGAGGAGCAGCAGCAGCACAAGGGCCUUCGUCAAGAAGAGGUAGAGGGACGGAGGGACCACCGGUGCGACGCCGGGGAGUUAAAGCAGCCCCAGGAGCCGAGCGAGCCGGGGAGACAAGCUGGAGGUGGCUCCUUGGAGCAGGAGGGGAUCAGGGGUUCAGCUGAGAAGGAGGCGUUUGAGAGGGAAGCCUUGGCUGAAGAGGAUGACGAGGACUCCGAAAUAGAGCAAAACCUUCCAUUUUCGGCCAGACCUGCCUGUGCAAAUAAAUUAAUAGACUAUAUCAUAGGGGGAGCUUCCAGUGGGGAGGAGAGUGCGGAUGAUGAGGAAGACUGGGAUGAUGAUGAUGAUGGGUUUGACAGCGAAGGACUCCCCUCUGAUUCAGACGCCGGCAGUCAGGACGGGGAAAGGCUUCAUCUCUGGAAUUCCUUCUACAGUUUGGAUCCCUACAACCCUCAGAACUUCACAGCCACCAUUCAGACCUCUUCCAGCGAUCGGGGAAAGGAUAUAUCAGAUGUGGAGGAGGAAGAGGAGGAGGAGGAGGAUUCCUCGUGGGCAGAGGAGUCCUCAGGCUCUCCUCACCCUAGUUCUGAAGAGGAGGAGGACGAGUGGGACUGUAGCAGCGUGGAUGAGGCAGAAAGCUUGAAACUUUGGAACUCGUUCUGUACCUCAGAUGAUCCGUAUAACCCUUUAAAUUUCAAGGCAGCCUUUCAAACAGCAGAGAAAAAAGGGACAUCUAGUUUAAAAGGAGCAGAGAGGCCGAGUUUGGUCGUUUCUGAGCGUAGUCACUUAACUGUCUGUUGCGUGCAGCUGGAAAAACAUAACUGUGGGGUGCCUGACUUUGUGCAGCAGGGCAUUCUUGCUGGGGAGAAAUGUAGGAGUACCAAGCGGAAAAAGGUCACUUUCCUUGAAAAAGUUACCGAGUAUUACAUAAGCAGCGAGGAGGAUCGUAAAGGCCCUUGGGAGGAGCUUGCACGGGAUGGAUGCAGGUUCCAGAAACGGAUCCAGGAAACAGAGGAAGCCAUCGGAUACUGCUUCACGAGGGAGCACAGACAGAGAGUAUUCAAUAGACUCCAAGAAACCUACUCACAAGAGGGUUGAUCCCUUCUAGCACCUUAAAAGAUUCCGGUAGUUGUGUGACCGUACGCACCGAUGAGCAUCUUCCAAACAAGACAUGGCAGCUGCAUGUGCUAUUUUGAAACGGGGAGAGAAGUGAGAUUUUAACAAAUUAUUAUUUUUUUUUCCCCAGUUCGAUAUUCAGCCAACAGGUAUACCCAUGAACCCCCUUUUGGUAUCCUGACAAAACCUUUUGAGUAUCAUCGAGGGUGAGGGUGGGGUAACUGCAUUCCUUUUUAAGUAACACUUGAGAAACAGACUGCUUUAGGUUAAAUCCAUUCCAAAAAUGCCUUGUCUGCCGUGUGUGGAGAAGUGGUGACUAUUUAGUUGGAUUUUUUGCACUUUGAAAAAAAAAAAAA
This is a messenger RNA of Calidris pugnax (ruff), 2894 nucleotides long. It is a transcript of the gene PPP1R15B, whose product is annotated as protein phosphatase 1 regulatory subunit 15B. Gene Ontology annotation, cellular component: endoplasmic reticulum; protein phosphatase type 1 complex. Gene Ontology annotation, molecular function: protein phosphatase regulator activity. Gene Ontology annotation, biological process: response to endoplasmic reticulum stress. The record is from RefSeq and is a predicted model, not a curated record. The coding region runs from base 1 to 2520 and encodes 839 amino acids. NCBI's taxonomy places the organism in Eukaryota, Metazoa, Chordata, Aves, Charadriiformes, Scolopacidae. The transcript is spliced from 3 exons.